ACGGCUCCUCCCCAAACUGUCCAAAGAGAUGUUGAGUUUCGUACUGUCGACGGAGUCACGUUACGAGGAUUGUUCUAUGCACCUAUUGGAGCUGUAAAGAUCCCGUGCAUUAUCAUGACCCAUGGGUUUUCUGGUCUCAAGGAGCAAUUCCUCCCCGACUUUGCUGUGCGUUUCCGUGACGCGGGAUAUGCAGUGCUCAUAUAUGACCACCGCAGCUGGGGUUCAAGCGAUGGUUUUCCGCGCAACGAAACCGAUCCUACAAGGCAAGCACUAGACUACGCUGAUGCCUUUGAUUAUGUGGCUUCACUACCGGAAGUGGAACCGACCAAGAUCGUGUUUUGGGGUAGCAGCAUGGGCGGUGGCAUUGGUAUCCUUGCUGCAGCUUUCGACAAACGUAUCGCCGCGGUUGUGGUGCAGGUUCCGUUUGUGUCUGGCGAGUCCAUUGGCCCUUUUCUACAGACUUAUUUUCCUGCCAUGUACGCCGACCGGAAAAGUAUCAAGUCUGGUCACCCUCCCGCAAUGACCAAGGUCAUUGCGGAGACACCUGAGUUUGCUGAGAGAGGCGACUCGGGAGCCUUAAUGGGAAAGCCUGAUGUGGCCCCUUACUUGAAAGAACUAGCUCGACGUGAGCAGCCAUGGGAGAAGGAAGUGACUUUGCAAUCCGUUUUCAACAUUUCUAUCUUCGAGCCGCAGGCAUUCAUCCAUCGAAUUUCCCCCACGCCGCUUCUAAUGGUAGUUGCAGAAAAGGACGCCACCGUGUCCACUUCCUCGCAGCUUGAAGCUUUUGCCUCUGCCUGCGAACCAAAGACAUUGGCCGUCAUAAAAAUUCGGAGCAUUUUGAUUUGUACUUCGGCAACGAAUUUGAAGAGAACAUGUCGGCACAGCUGGAUUUCCUUAAAACUGUUUUCUCAGAUCUUCCCAGAAGCUGCUAGAUGUUGGCAGACUGAGUGCUUUGUCUAA
This is a messenger RNA of Penicillium hordei, 960 nucleotides long. Its product is annotated as alpha/beta hydrolase. The annotation marks the transcript as partial. The transcript has 2 exons. Lineage: Eukaryota; Fungi; Ascomycota; Eurotiomycetes; Eurotiales; Aspergillaceae. The record is from RefSeq and is a predicted model, not a curated record.